Messenger RNA from Linum trigynum, 1338 nucleotides. Lineage: Eukaryota; Viridiplantae; Streptophyta; Magnoliopsida; Malpighiales; Linaceae. The record is from the annotation of a GenBank genome assembly.
AUCUGAUCUAGAAAUCCGUUAGAAACUUUGUUUCUAACAUCUGGUAUCAGAGCCAUGGUCGAAUACCUGAGUUCAUCACAACUCUCUCAGGGACAGCUUCCUACCAAAUCGAAACUGAUAAGUUCAACAGAUAUAUCGGAGCUGACGUGGGUUCAAAAUCAAGAAAGAAUGUGGCAUAUCGUGGAGAAUUGGAAGGAGCAAGGGCUGCGGACUGCUGCGAAAGCUGGUGAGGACGAUGAAGCGGGUGGGCUGCCGCUGCCCGCCGUUGCUGGCGGGGACGAGGUGAACGUCGCGCGGCCAGAUGAAAUCCUAAUGAGUGCGACAAACAUCUCGGAGCCGACAUGGGCUCAACGACGGGAGCAGCUGCGGCAAAUCGUCGAGUACUGUAAGAUAAACGCGUCGCGACGCGGGGAGGAAGGUGGUAACGACGCGGCGGCAAGGCAGCCGCCGACCGCAGGUGCCGUCAGGACCAACAAGAAGUCGUCUGCGACCAGUGUCGCGGCGGACGACGAAGUCGAGGGGACCGAGGAUUGCCAUGGGGUAGGGGAGCAGUUGGAGUGCCCGCUGGCUGUAGCUUCCGUGGGGGCGACGACUGACGAAGAGGUGAGGAAGAGGAUGUGGCCUGAAGCAAGUUGGGUUCUUCGCCGCCGGGAGGAGGGCUCGAUGCCGGAGGAGUCGCCGCGGGAGGAGUUGGGGAAGAAACAACCGACGAUUGAGGAGGAAGGCGGCGACACCUCUUUGCUCACAAAUUCUGUGUCUCCAAUGGAGGAUUUGGAUGGGCCAAAAGCUGAGCUCGUUAGGGUUUUUUGUGGGCCAACUCUUGGGCCGAGAAAGAAAGAAUAUGAAGGGGUUCAAGAGGCUAAUGGUCUUCAAAAGUAGCAAAUAUUUGAAUUUCAAUUAAGUUUUCUGGUUGCAGAGCUCAUAUAUGGAGUUGGGCCAAAUAUGAGAGAAAAGCGGGCCGAACAAGGACUGUGUAGGAGGCCCAACACAAAGCUGGUAGUGAGUCUAAUUAACAGACGUGGGCCUUAUCCUAUUGAGAACAUUGGGCCACUUGGAGCCCUAUUAUGUGGGGUGGAAUUAGAAGACAAAGUGGAUGGGUUUAGGGGUUUAGCUUAUGGGCUUUCCAAAGAGUUUGAGCAACAAGCAUGUGGAGAAGCAAGAAGGCCAAGUCGAGGAGUGGAGCAUGAUUGGAAGAAACGAAAGCGCAAGAAAGUUUGUGUAAGAAAAAUGGUAAUUGGUGGGGGUGCGCAUUGGGAAGGAAAUAUUAGAACAGCCUAAUUUCUGUAAGAAGUACCAUUUUUCUUACAUAAACUUUCGAAAUAACAAUCUUAUCUCGAA